Molecule: messenger RNA, 1513 nt
Organism: Eurytemora carolleeae
Lineage: Eukaryota; Metazoa; Arthropoda; Copepoda; Calanoida; Temoridae
Product: homeobox protein 2
Exons: 3
Coding region: 151-1041 (296 amino acids)
Source: RefSeq, a predicted model, not a curated record
CCGUUUUUCUUUGGACCAGAUUUUUUCCCGUUUGGGCCUGAUCCCCCAGGCACCAAGGAGUAUAAAUUAAUUCUUGAGUUCUUCAACGAGGCAUUCACAUUAAUUCAAAAUGUCAGAGAAUUCAAAGAUUUUGUGAAGACCAAGCUGGAAAUGGAUGACGAGGAAAACAGCACUAAACCCCCUAGAAAGCAAAACUAUUAUCCAACCCAAAUGGACAAGGAAUCCGGGAAAACCAAUAUGGAAAUGAACGGGAAUAUGAUCACUACUGAAUCCUUUGUUAAAUCAAACAAAUACCCAACUAAUAUGGCCAAAGAUCUGAAAAUGAGCAGAUUAAGAUACUUGAUGCAUCAAAAUAGAAAAUCCAGAGAUCCUUUAAAACUUGUAAAUUAUCAUAACCCUUACAAUCGGUUCCGGGGUUUUGAGGAUAACGUUUUAAAACAAAAACACAAAUAUGGAGACCAACUCGACCAACCAAAGACAAAUUUUUCAAGUAACCAUCCCAAUAACAUGAUUCGGAAAAACUUGAUCAGAAAUUCGAGAAAAAAUAUGGAGAAUACAAAACUAAAUUCUGAUCUUCCAAAUGUUUAUCAUUUUCAAAAUGAUAUACUAAAUGAUCACAAUAAAACGAUUGUUCUUCCAAAUAUAAAUCUAUAUCAUAAUAAUACUCCAAGCUAUCACACUGAUAUUAUUGAUGUUCCAAGUAAUCACUAUGAUAUUCUUAAUGGUGUAAAUGAAAAUGCUCUUGAAACAUCUGAAGAACUAGUGAAUGAUUGGAAAGGUCUCACGCUCACUAGUGAUGGUUGGAUGCCUUUCUUAAACGAUAACAAUAAAAAUACGGGGACUAGGUCUGGUCAUAAUGAAUUUGCCCUAGAUCAUAAUGGAAAUAACCAAGAUCUUGCUAAUAAUGAGAAGUUUGCGGAAAUGCGCAAUGACAAUACUAAAAGUGCUGCUGAUUUCAAAAGCCAAAAAUUACACCAAAAUUAUUUUCCUAUUCAUAUUGCCGUCGGUGGAAAAAAGAUUUGCCGCUGCUUAGCACAAUAGUUUUAGAAGCAUAUUGCUAGCAACGCAACAAAUCAUUGACUUUGCUUAAAGGGAGUGUUCGCGAAAAAUGAAAGGGGGUAUAGGUUGACGUCGCAUUGAAUUUUUACUUCUUUCUGUUAAGUCUUUAAGGAGAAAAGGCUUAAAAACGAUUCAUAACCAAAGAACGUCGGACCCAUACAUAUUCACGGAGAUGCAUUAUUCCACUCUUGGGUAUAAGACGUUUUUAACCAUUUUCUUCUUCUAGGCGCAACUUAUGAAAUUAAAACUAGUAGCGAUCAAUAACGAAUUUAAUUCGAUAUCAGCAUAUACCCCUUUCAUUUUUCGCGAACACUCCCUUUUAAGACGGACCCAAAUUCGAUAUUUCUAUUAUUUAUGAAUUGUGCCUGUCUUAAAAUAUUUUUCGUUAGUAUUUAUAUACUUUUGUUAUAUUUGGUUUUGUAAAGUAGAUUAAAAAAAUAAAACAUUAAAAAGA